This is a messenger RNA of Ruditapes philippinarum (Manila clam), 8063 nucleotides long. RefSeq lists its product as uncharacterized. The record is from RefSeq and is a predicted model, not a curated record. Bases 1074 to 7529 code for a protein of 2151 amino acids. Gene Ontology annotation, biological process: telomere maintenance; DNA repair. The transcript is spliced from 2 exons. Lineage: Eukaryota; Metazoa; Mollusca; Bivalvia; Venerida; Veneridae. Gene Ontology annotation, molecular function: DNA helicase activity.
GUAUAUCUUUGUAACAUCCGUCCCCUACCCACACAUAAGAUGUAAUAUUUUGAAAAAAGUAUUCAAAAACUUAUCUUCUCUUUCCAAAAAAAUUGUUACAGACAUCCUAAGGUUCUUCAAAAAGCUAAUAUUUUCUUGUAUGUUUAACUUCAUUUUCUGACUUGGAUGCUAACAUAAUUGGCCCAUUUACUGUGCAGCAGGCAACAAGUAUUUGAAGUAUUUUUCAUAGUUUCAUAGCAGUUUAAACUUGUCACAGGAAGCUUUUAAUGAAAACAGCCAUUUUUCACAAUAAUCUCAUGCGGUAAAAGGUUAAUCAAAUUUUGAACUUAAAAUGGAGGUAUGAAGGGCCGUAAAGGAGGUGGAGGCCGCAAUACCUAAAUUAAAUUUUGCUCUGUUCUUCUUUUACUUUUAGAUGUUUAAGUGUAAUAAAUUUACCAUGCUUAGUCAAAUCAAUGUUUUGAAAUUAAUUAUUACCUGACUAACAGCUGUAGUUUACUUACACUUUAAAGAAAUAUCUGUUUAAAAGGUUUCAUUUUACAAUUGAAAAUUCCAGUCUAAUGCUUGAUAAAACCAUCUUUCUGCUAAUGUGUUUACAUUUUAAUAAUGUUUAAAUAAAACUUUCAGACUCAAGGCUACUUGUUAACAGUUAGAUAUCAACCUGAUUACAAUUUUGCUCUCAACCAAAAAUGCCCAAAAAGAUUAGGCCUAAAGGCUACAGAAAUAGAGCCAGACAGAACAGAGAACGAAUGGCACAGAACUCUGAUGACAGUUCUUAGGUGGAUGAACUGAUUGCUAGACAUGUAAAAGGACCAGAAUCUGGGAUACACCAUGGUUUAUUUAAAUCGGUUGAUCUAAGCUGGCAGGUAGACAAGGUCACUGAUAUUAACCAGAAAUACAAUGCUGGAUUGAACAUAGAAUAUAAUCUACCACAGACACAACAGUCCCCUAUCAAUGCUCCUGGAAGGUGUGAAAAAAUUGUUGGUGAUGGGAAUUGUUUUUUCCGAUGUAUAUCAUUCCUGCUCUGUGGUAGUCAAGAAUAUCACAUUCAUAUACGACACACGCUACUGCUACAUAUGUGUUCAUUCUCAGUCUUACUUAGUUCCCUUCUCGCACCAAAUGUCGGAAUGGCUGAAUAUAUACAUCAGUCUGGGAUGUCAAAGGAUAAGGUUUGGGCCACUCAAGUCGAAAUUAUAGCAAUGGCGCAUUUAUUGAAAACUGACAUAUAUACUUAUUCUAAAUAUGGUAGCAAGCUUAAAUGGUUGAAACAUUCAGCAACAUUUACCGAUUCAAAUAUGCAAGUUUGUGAUAAAAACAUUUAUUUGGAUCAUUCUUCUGGGUGUCAUUUUGAUGUGGUUCUAUCAGUCGGUCCAGUGAAAAGCAUCGAGCAAGGGACUUAUGAAAACACUAUGUUGUGGAGUGAACUUUUAAGACAAGCUUCUAGAAAACAAUAUGUCAGAAAUUAUUUGCAAAAAAAGAGAAGAGAUCCAGAUUUCAAACAUAAGGAAAACGAAAAGAGAAAUACAACUAGGAAAGUGUUGAGAACUGACAGUGCUUAUAAGGAAAGUGAAAAACAGAAAAGAAAUACCACUAGAAAAGUGUUACGAACUGACAGUAGUUAUAAGGAAAGUGAAAAACAGAAGAGAAAUACAACUAGAAAAGUGUUACGAACUGACAGUACUUAUAAGGAAAGUGAAAAACAGAAGAGAAAUACAACUAGAAAAGUGUUACGAACUGAGAGUGCUUAUAGGGAAUGUGAAAAUCUGAAGAAAAAUGCUGGUAGAAAAGUGUUAAGAACUGAGAGUACUUAUAAAAAACAGGAAAAUCAGAAGAGAAAUACAAGCCGGAAAGUGUUAAGAACUGACAGUGUUUAUAAGGAGAGAGAAAAUCAGAAAACAAAUAUAACUAGGAAAGUGUUAAGAACUGAGAGUGAUUAUAGGCACAUUGAAAAUCAGAAAAGAAAUAUAACUAGGAAAGUGUUAAGAACUGAGAGUGAUUAUAGAGACAUUGAAAAUCAGAAACGAAAUAUAAACAGGAAAGUGGUAAGAACUGAGAGUGAUUAUAGGGACAUUGAAAAUCAGAAACGAAAUAUAACUAGGAAAGUGUUAAGAACUGAGAGUGAUUAUAGGGACAUUGAAAAUCAGAAACGAAAUAUAAACAGGAAAGUGUUAAGAACUGAUUACAAUGUUAAGAAAACAGAAAACAAGAAUAGGAAUAAAACCCGGAGAAUUAAAAGAAAUAAUCCAAUUAUUAAAGCUAAAGAAACACUUAGUAGGAGAAAAUGGAGGUCUUCAAAGCAGAGAAAAAAGAAAGAAAAAAUACUGCAGUACCUAUCUAGGAAAAAGAAAAAAACUAGAACUGUGACUCUUGAAACACAGGUGCUGCUUUUUAAUGAUUUGCUUCAUAAAGGAGAUAAUUUUGUGUGCACUUGCUGCCAUCAGACAUUCUAUCAACACAGUGUCUACACUGUAGGUCGUCAGAACCUCAUCAACAAAGGAAUAUCGCCGCAAUUUUUAGAUACUGUACUCACAGAUUACAGAAGCAUGUCUGAAACAGAGUGGAUUUGUAAAACUUGCUACAGAUAUAUAUCUUGCAGUAAGAUACCACCUAUGUCAAUCGCCAAUGGGUUUUCAAUGUCAAACUUACCAGAACGUUUAGCGAGCCUACAUCCUACUGAAACAGAAGAGAGGUGCACAGCCUUACGGAUACCUUUUAUGCAGCUAAAGCAGCUUGGUGUUGGUAAACAACUGGGAAUCUAUGGCAAUACAGUCAAUGUUCCAAUGAACCCAUCAAGUGUAGUGAAUGUUCUGCCAAGGAGAUUUGAAGACUCAGAAACGAUUCAUCUACAUUUUAAAAGAAGACUCCAGUUCAAGUCUUCCUUGUUACAUGAAACAGUCAGACCAAAAGUUAUCUAUGACAUAACUAAAUAUUUUAUUGAGAACAGUGACUUGUAUAAAGAAGAAAGCAUCAAGUUAGAUAGUCAUUGGUUUAAAGAUAGCCAACAGAAUCCUGACAUUGACUUUGUCUCAUUUGAAGACUUACAAAGUGUAAAUGAACAACAAAGUAAAACUGAUAACUCUACAGUAUCAAAGGUAAAUGAUGAGGUUGAUACAUGGAAUGAACUCACUGAAAAUGAGCAGGCUGGUGCAGGAAACAAAGAUACUAUGUUACAAAACAUUGAUUUCACAGAUGAUGGUGUACAUGCCCUCCAAAUAGCACCAGGAGAGAAAAACCACCCAAUUAGUUUGUUUAUGGAUGCAUAUUCAGAGGAGAAGUCAUUUCCAGUUCUUUUUGCUGGAAGAAAGAGGCCUGAGAAUGAUGACCGUCUGGUACCAAUCAGAUAUAGUACUGUUUGUAAAGCAGAACUCAGAAAUGUUGAUGGUAGGUUUGCCAAGUCAGUUCCAAAUAUUUUCUUUAAGUUGAAGAAACUACAGGCACUUCAAGUGAAGGACAUGGCCACCACUGCUCUCAGAAAGUCAAAGAAUGUGUCUUUCACAGCUGGUGAACUUAAAUCUUCAGAAAAUAUACAGAACAUACUCAAACAUGAUGAAGGUUUCAGGUUCCUGAAGAAUUUGCGCUCAUCACCGCCAUAUUACCAAACAAAGCAGAAAGAAUUAUUUGCAAUGAUUAACCAGUUGGGUUUGCCUACUUUUUUUGCAACUUUUUCUGCUGCCGAGACAAAAUGGACAGAUUUACUUCAGUUGUUAUGUAACAAAUCUGGAAGACAAACAAAUGAAGACACUGUUGAAAAUCUCACCUGGAUGGAGAAAUGUGAAUUGAUCCAGAAAAACCCCACUACGUGUGCCAGGCACUUCCACUACAGGUCACAACUGUUUUUGAACAAUAUACUUAAAUCAGAUCUCUCACCUAUUGGGAAGCUUGUUGACCACUAUAUACGUGUAGAAUUUCAGCAGAGAGGAUCACCCCACUUACACUGCUUAUUCUGGAUUCAAGGUGCCCCAAUGCAUGGAAUCCAAGAUGAUAAAAAGGUCAUUGAGUUCAUUGAUUCUCACAUCAGUACCAGUUCAGAUGUUGAUGAAGACAGCAAGCAGUUUUUACAGCUACAAGUGCACAGGCAUUCUAAAUCCUGUAAAAAAAAAGGUAAAGAAAUCUGUCGUUUUGGGUUUCCGCUCCCUCCCAUGAAAGAAACCCUUAUUUUGGAACCGUUUGACUCUAAAACUGAUAAAAAACUACAUAAACAGAAUUAUGAGAAAGUGUUGAAAGUGAUCAGCAGCUUACCAAAAGAUGAAGAUAUAGAGUUUGAUGAGUUCCUGAAACAAUGUGGACUUACAUAUGAUGAGUACAUUAGUGCUGUAAGGUCAUCACUAAAAAAGAAGCAGGUCUUACUUAAGAGAGCAGUAAAGGAUACAAGGAUCAACGGCUAUAACUUGCAUAUUCUAAAGAUAUGGCAAGCCAAUACUGACCUUCAGUUUGUAUUGGACCCUUGGGCUGUUUGUGUGUACAUAGCAAGCUAUAUGAUGAAAUCGCAGAGAGGAAUGAGUAAUCUGCUUCAAACAGCUACUGAAGAGGCCAAAAAGGGAAAUGUGAAACUCAAAGACAAACUCCGACACAUCUCUAACAAGUUUCUGAAUCAUUGUGAAGUGUCAGCUCAAGAAGCCAUUUAUUUAUUGCUUCAGUUGCCACUAACCCAAAGCUCCCGUGAUGUGAUCUUUGUUAAUACAUCUCCACCAGAGAAACGUGUCGAAAUUCUAAAAUCUUCGGCCCAACUUCAACAAUUACCUGAUGAUUCUACUGAGGUAACCUGUGCUGGUUUGUUAGGUAGAUAUGCUGAAAGACCUAUUCAACUGGAAACUUUGAGUCUUGCUGAAUUUGCAACUUCAUUUGAACAGAAACUUCAGAGAAAAAGUACCACAUUUGAAACAGAAAGUGAAGUUAAUGAUGACACAGAUAACAAUGUUGAAAAUGUCAAGCCAGGACUUGAAAUUAAACUGCCAAAUGGUUAUCGACUUGUUCAAAGAAGAACUCCAAAAGUUGUCCGCUAUGUAAAAUAUAGCAUCAAAAAAGACAGCGAACUGUUUUAUAGAGAACAGAUAAUGUUGUUUUAUCCAUGGAGGGAUGAAAGUAUGUUGAUGGGUACAUCUUCAUCAUAUGAAAACCAAUACAGACAGAUAGAAGCAGAUAUUUCAAAGGUACGCUCUACAUUCCAGUCAAAUGUGGAAGGAAUAGAAGAAGCAAUAAAAGCUGUAAGUGAAGAGCAAGUUGACGAAGAACUAGAUGAGAUUGCACCGGCUGCCAGACAGUCAGAAGAAGAUGCUGCAUUAGAGAAAGAAGACCUUAGUUCCAUUUUACAGCCUCCAAAUGAAAGGUCACAAUUUUAUGAUAUAGGUUUAGGAUCAGGAACAGCUUCUGACAAACAAGAGACUUUAAUUCAAAAGAGAGUUUCUGAUAAAGAAUUUAGUGAGUCAUCUCUUUCACUGAAUCAGCAACAAAAAGAAUUUUAUUAUGAGGUACUUCAUAGAACGAAGACAGAUAGUAAUCCAUACUACCUCUUCCUUUCAGGUGGGGGAGGAGUCGGAAAAUCGCAUAUUCUGAAAACCCUCUACCAGGCUCUAGUAAGAUACUUUGAUAAGAUUCCUGGAGAAAACCCAGAUGAUAUGAAAGUGAUUAUAGCCGCCCCAACUGGAAAAGCUGCCUACAAUGUCCGUGGAAAUACACUUCAUAGUUUAUUUGGUAUACCAUGUAACCAAAGUCUUGCAACAUACAUACCACUGGACCAUAGCUCACUGAAUACUUUUAGGUGUAGAUUCAACAAGUUGAAAAUCUUGAUCAUAGAUGAAAUAUCCAUGGUUGGUGUAAAUAUGUUUAACUUUGUGUGUUCCCGGCUCCAGCAGAUAUUUGCUUCUCCUCUACCUUUUGGUGGCAUAUCAGUGAUUGCAGUUGGGGACCUGUACCAACUGAGGCCUGUACGUGACUGCUGGAUCUUCCAAAAUAGUGAUUAUCAGUAUGGUCCAAUAAUAAUUAACCUAUGGCAAGAUCUUGUUGAAAUUUAUGAAUUAACAACAAUAAUGCGACAAAAAGAUGAUGCCUUGUUUGCAGAAUGUUUAAACAGGAUAAGGGAAGGAAAACAAACAAAGCUAGACAUGGACAUGUUACAAGCAAAACUAAGUAAAAAAGAAAAUAGAAGUGAACACAUUCACUUGUUCAGCUCUAAUGCCCUUGUUGAUGAGCACAACAGGAAGGCACUAUUGACCAAAACUGGAAAAAGUUUCACAUCUGUAGCUCAUGAUUAUGCUGUAGGCAAUUUUCCAGCAAGUAGCAAAAAGGCUGUGCUGUCUAUUGCUAAAGCUCUCGAACCUCAGAAAACUCAGAGUUUACCAUAUGAAUUAUUACUAAAAGAAUCAGGUAACUACAUUGUGACUCACAAUCUCAAUACUAGUGAUGGGCUCACCAAUGGCGCAGACUGUAAGAUAAUGCUGAUUCAAUGUUUUAACAACAAUCCGUCUGUAGUAUGGGUUAUGUUCCAGGAAUCAGACAUUGGUGCAGACACACGGACUGAAAAUGCACAUUUGUACAUGGCUAGUCAACAGAUUGACAAAUCAUGGACUCCAAUAUUAAAAGUCGAAAAACAAUUUCAAGUAGGGAAAACAGAUAAGAUGAAAGUUGUUCGAAAGCAGUUUCCAUUAAAGGCAGCUGAAGCCAUGACAAUUCACAAAUCACAGGGUUCUACACUUAAUAAAAUUGCAGUAUCAUUCAAAGGCAGAGUAGGGAAACAUAUGGUGUAUGUUGCUCUGAGUAGAGUCCGAUCUCUUGAAGGGCUAUCUCUUAUAGAUUUUGAUGCCAACAAAAUUAAAAUUGAUGCUUUAGUGGAGCAGGAAAUGACAAGACUGCGUACUCACAAAGAAUUAGUAAAGAUAACAACAAAAAUUCCUGUAUCAGAACUGACUAUAAUAUGCCAUAAUGCAAGAUCCCUUCAUAACAACAUUAAGCACUAUCGAAAAGACCAUAGACUAAUGAAUACUGAUGUCAUAGUUGUACAAGAAACAUGGGCCAAAAAAAACGACUCUAAGGAACAUUAUGCCAUGGAAGGCUUUCAAGAUCCAGUUUGUCUGUACACUGACAAUAACAAACACAGACCACAUUCCGGAACAUUUAUUUAUGUUAAACAAGGAAUAGCAAUUCUGUCUAGUACUCACACAACAGAAUUGGGAAUCGAAGGUUCAAGUGUGGUGAUUCGCAAAGGCAAUAAACUCUAUGAAGUCAUCUCUGUGUACUGUCAUCCACCUGGAAAUGUCAACAAAAUAUGUACAGCUGUUAAAAAACUACAUCGGCAGAAUGUGCCAUUAGUCAUCGGUGGUGACAUGAACAUUGACCAACUCAAACCCUCAAAAUGCCAGAAACUGUAUGAUUUCUUAAAGAACACAGUUAAUGCUUUACCAGCUCUAUGCAUGGAGACCACAGACUAUCAUUCAGCACUUGACCACAUCUACACAACAGAGACCAACUACAAAACAGGGGUAUUAGAAACAUACUGGAGUGACCAUAAGAUGACCUGGAUUUCAUUCUUGGAUUAAGGUUAUAAUAAUUAAUGAAUAAGUUGGAAAUUAUUUUUAAAAUUUAUAGCCUUUUUUAAAGACACUUUUAAUUUUUAUCUGCCUUUUAAGUAUCAUCCGGCGCAUGGUACAUAAGCCAAGUAAGUUAUUGUAUAUUUUUAUCUAAAAAACUAUUAAUAAACUAAAAAACAAACUAAAUUCCCAUGUUUCUUCCAUGACAUCAUCGAAGUAUUUUCUUAAAAUUGUGAACAUAUUUUUCUUCAUAUCGCACAAAACGCCCGACACCAAUAUUGUUGACAAAAGAAAAUGACAAGAGACGCAAAAAUGCAAAGAUUAAGCAAAAAUAAAGAACUGUUUACCUUUCUAAAACAUAUGGGAAAAAAAGCGAAUAGACAACAUAAAAUUUCUCAAUCAUUUUUGUUUGAGGAAUAUUAAAAAAGCCAUAAUUCCUCCUAAAAGUUCAAUUAAAAACAAAUGCCCCUUCAUGACAAAGCUUCUGUGAAAUAUUUUGCUGAAAACCUGGUUGCAUCGCAUUGCGAUGUUUCUUGUUUCUUC